AUGGUUGCUCCAUCACCUAGUAAGCGUUUCUUGUUAUACAUAGCCAAUACGGAGCAGUCAUUGGGGGCUUUGCUAGCCCAGGAGCAGGGAGGUAUGGAGAAGCAAGUAUACUAUAUUAGCAAACUUAUGAUGAGACCAGAGCUGAGCUUACCAAUGAACCAGAAUAUUGUUUAUGCAGGGAAAAGUCAUAUCUCAUCACUGACAAUUGUUGCCAUUGUUGCUCCCAUAAUAGUCUCAGUGGUGCUAUUCUUUAUGGGCUACUGCUUCCUUAUAAGAAGGAAAGCAAGCAAAACUAUACAGGAAGAAAAUGCUGCUAAUGAAAUUUCGAUUGUAGAGUCCUUGCAAUUUGAUUUUGCUACCAUUGAAGCUGCCACCAAUAAGUUCUCAGAUGAUAAAAAACUAGGUGAAGGUGGAUUUGGUCAGGUUUACAAGGGCAUACUUGCAAAUAGACAAGAGAUAGCUGUAAAGAGGUUAUCACGAAGCUCUAGACAAGGUGCAGGAGAAUUUAAAAAUGAGGUUGUAUUGGUAGCCAAGCUUCAACACAGAAAUCUUGUACGGCAUUUGGGAUUUUGUUUGGAAGGAGAAGAAAAGAUACUUGUCUACGAAUUUGUGCCCAACAAAAGCCUUGACUACUUUCUAUAUGAACCUGAAAGGCAUGGAAAACUAGAUUGGUCAAAACGUUACAAGAUUAUUGGUGGGAUUGCUCGAGGAAUGCUUUAUCUUCAUGAAGAUUCACGACUUAAAAUUAUACAUCAUGAUCUUAAAGCUAGUAAUGUUUUAUUAGACGAGAACAUGAAUCCAAAGAUUUCAGAUUUUGGAAUGGCAAAGAUUUUUGCUGUUGACCAAACGCAGGCAAACACUAGUAGGGUUGCUGGUACAUAUGGUUAUAUGUCUCCAGAAUAUGUUAUGUAUGGACAAUUCUCGGCGAAAUCUGAUGUGUAUAGCUUUGGUAUAUUAAUUUUAGUGAUUUUAAGUGGCAAGAAAAUCAAUUCUUUUUAUCAAUCAGAUGGUCCACCAGACCUUUUGAGCUUUGCUUGGAAACAUUGCGAGGACGGAACACUACUGGAAUUUUUGGAUCCAACUUUGGGAGGUUCUUACUCGAGAAAUGAAGUGAUUAGAUGUCUUCAAAUUGGCUUAUUAUGUGUACAAGAAAAUCCAGCUGACAGGCCCACAAUGGCUUCAAUAGUCCUCAUGCUAAACAGUUACUCUAUUACUCUGCCAUCACCUCAAAAUCCAGCAUAUCUCCGAACAGAGCGAAACAUGCCAUUGUCUAUCAAUGAGGCAUCCAUUACUGAAGUAUACACUCGAUAA
Molecule: messenger RNA, 1311 nt
Organism: Quercus lobata
Lineage: Eukaryota; Viridiplantae; Streptophyta; Magnoliopsida; Fagales; Fagaceae
Product: cysteine-rich receptor-like protein kinase 10
Exons: 7
Coding region: 1-1311 (436 amino acids)
Biological process (GO): protein phosphorylation; defense response to bacterium
Cellular component (GO): plasma membrane
Molecular function (GO): ATP binding; protein serine/threonine kinase activity
Source: RefSeq, a predicted model, not a curated record